Helobdella robusta is the source of this 1943-nucleotide messenger RNA. RefSeq lists its product as hypothetical. Lineage: Eukaryota; Metazoa; Annelida; Clitellata; Rhynchobdellida; Glossiphoniidae. The coding region runs from base 375 to 1943 and encodes 522 amino acids. The record is from RefSeq and is a predicted model, not a curated record. Gene Ontology annotation, biological process: lipid metabolic process. The transcript is spliced from 15 exons.
AUUUCGCAUAAGUGUUUUAGAAUCUACCUUCAUAUGGAUGAAAUUUGUUGUUCUUUAAAAAAAAUUCAAAAUUGGAUAAAAAUUUGAACUCUAACAUUUCCGCAUGUUCGCAACGUGUUCAUCAAUUACCUCUCUUGGACCAUACAGAAAAUUUGGAUAACUCAACUUUGUGGCAAACGAACGAGUAACUGAUUCGCCACGUUAUCGUAUUUCCUUACCUGGUUGCUCGGUUGCAUAAUAUUUUAAAAUUUGGAGUAGAGAAGCGAGCGUGGAAUACGAACUUUCACAGGGGACGCCAUCAAUCCACAGCCACUACUAAUCGCUGCAGCUUACCUCCGUCACUACAAACACGUGAACGGCAAAAACAACACGAGAUGUCAUCAGAAGAGACGGCCCACAUGAUAACAACAUCCAUCUUGGAGCAGUACCAGUACCCCUUCGAGAACGUUGUCUUCGAAGGUGGGGACAACAAGGUCCUCGCUUACUGCGGCGCUGUUAAGGUCUUGGAGGAAUCAGGUGUGUGGAAGCAGAUAGAGAGAUUGGCAGGCAGCGGCACAGGAGCUGUUGUCGCCGCCUUCCUGGCUGUCGGCUACAACUCUCAACAACUCAAAAAAAUGUUUCAACAGGACUUGCAACAACUGAACAGCAAAUGUUGUUCUUGUUGCAUUCCCCUCUCGACCAACAACUCCGUCCUGAAGUUGCUCUCCAAGAAAAUUAAGGAAAGUUCUGGCAACAAAGACCUCACGUUUGCGCAGCUGUACUCGCGAUUCAAGAAGGAACUUUGCGUAGUGGUGGCCAACCUAACUCGUAGUGAUCUCGAGUUACACCACGUUAAGACAACACCUGACCUGCCAGUCAUUCAGUCUGUCCGCAUGUCCCUUGCCAAUCCAGUGACGAACGACAUGGUGAAGGAGAGGAACAAAGCGCUGAAGGUGGAUGACGUGAUGACCGGGGGAGGUCUGCUGGCUAACUAUCCAUUGCACGUCUUCGAUGGUUGGUGGCUGUCGCUGCAAGAAGAUGAUUCUUUCAUGAAGCGCAUGACGCAACUGGCUGACCAGCAACAAAUCAAUCGGGAGAGGUUUAACAACUUCAACAACAAAACAAUCGGCUUCAUAACGAUUGACGACAGAACCAUCGAACAAAUGCUGUCUGCAAAGUUAGUGAAGAACGUUAAUGAAGUUGCCAUGAACAAAAAACCUUACGACACCCAACUUUUUAAAAAUCUGCUUAAAAUUUCAAACGAACGCUCCAAACUCAGCAAACAAUACAAAGACUUCUUGAGUCAGGCAGAUACUUUUACAGAGUUCAUCAAAACAAAAAUGAAUUCUAAAGUAAGAGUCAGCAAACAAGAAGACGCCGUGCAGAUUCUGAAAGAGGCCCGCCUGACAGAUGAUGACGUGAAGCUGUUGUUUGGAACGAAGAAGGAGGCACUGGACCAAAUCGUCAACGUCUUCAACAACAACAACAACGAACAGAAGAUAUCCCUGAAAGAUCCGCUAAAUUUGGAAAGACGUCGAAAGCACUUUGAGUUUGUGAAUUAUCACAUGAGGGACAACCAGAAUGCUCCUUCCAAAAUCUACCAACGACAAGCAGUCGAGAAUCUUCUCCGCGUUUAUCAACUGAACAACAUUUUUGAAAAUGAGAGGAAUGUGGACAGAACGAUCAUGAUAAACACGAAAUUCAUUAACAGUACGACAACGAGAAAGUCACUGAAGGAUCAGGACAGGAUGUUUCUCGAUGAACAAGGUCAGAACGCGAUGAAGUUCUUCUUGGAGGAGCAAACGCGAAGGAGGCCGCUGUUGAAGGACGUCUCCAAUGGUGGAUUUGCACCUGAGAAGGACUCCUACAGCCAUGAGGACCUCAAGCAGUUCAUUGACGACGACAUUUCGGAAGUCAUCGACGAGAAGGAUUAUAUGGAGUCCUACCUGGAAAGAGUUCUUUAA